GAGGCGCGAGGGGGAAGGCGGCGGCAGCAGCAGCAGCAGCACGACAGACACCCCGCAGCUGGAAGCAGCAGCCUGCGGCAGCUGGAACUUCCCCGCUCGCCUCCCCGCAGCUCCAGGGGAGAAGCCGGAGAAGUUUCCGAGCAGAGCUGAGGGGUUCGGGGGCAGCCGAGACACGGCCCCCCACUUGUGCUCCCUGGCAGUGAGGCGGACAGGGACCUGCCUGCCGCGCGGGGCGCGCCGGAGAAGAGGUGGCAGGAGGAGCUGCGAUGAAGCCCUGCGAAGAGGAGGGGCCGGGGGCUGCGGCCGGAGGGGACCCCUGGAAGGAGUGUAUGGAGGCGGCGGUGCAGCUGGCGCGGCGGGCUGGGCAGAUUAUUAAGAAAGCUCUUACAGAGGAAAAACAUGUGUCUACAAAAACAUCUGCAGCAGAUCUUGUGACAGAAACUGAUAAUUUUGUGGAAAAUGUGAUUAUUUCUGCUCUGAAAGAGAAGUUUCCCUCCCACAGGUUUAUUGGAGAAGAGUCCACUGCCGCUGGGUCAAAAUGUGUCCUCACUGACAAUCCUACCUGGAUUAUUGAUCCCAUUGAUGGAACCUGCAAUUUUGUGCACAGGUUUCCAACAGUGGCAGUUAGCAUUGGAUUUGCUGUUAACCAAGAGCUUGAAUUUGGUGUAAUUUACCAUUGCACUGAAGAACGAUUAUACACUGGUAGAAGAGGUCAAGGGGCAUUUUGUAAUGAAAAAAGGCUUCAGGUAUCCAAAGAGACAGAUAAGUCGAAGGCCUUGAUCUUAACAGAAAUUGGUCCAAAACGUGACCCUGAGACUUUGAAAUUGUUCCUCGGUAACAUGGAGAGCUUACUCAAAGCCCAAGUACAUGGGAUCCGUGUAAUCGGAAGUUCUACCUUGGCUCUGUGCCAUCUUGCAUCGGGUGCUGCAGAUGCAUAUUACCAAUUUGGUUUACAUUGCUGGGACUUGGCAGCAGCUACUGUCAUUAUUAGAGAGGCAGGUGGUAUUGUGAUAGAUACUUCAGGGGGACCUCUAGAUCUCAUGUCAUGCCGAGUGAUUGCUGCCGGCACUAAAGAGAUGGCCAUGUUCUUAGCUCAGGAAAUACAGACUAUUCGCUACAGACGGGAUGAUGAGAACUGAGUGACAUUAAAUACAUUUACAAGUAACAUGGAGUUUGUCCUUCUAAGCUACUUAACUUCUUCCAAGAUGGGUGUCUUAGAGGAUACAUGAUUUUAACAGCAUGCUUUCUGUGCAGGUCUUCUGUGUCAAAUGUUUUAAACAGUUUUAUUACAAUGUGACUUCCCAACACUGGGGUGGCGGGAGGGAGAUUUUUAAAACCUCUAAGAUUUGUGGCUUCUUUUUAAUAUGCAUCUAUUUCAGCAGUACCUUUUUUAUAUGAUCACCUGUAGUGCUUGUUGCCAGAUUCAAAGUUUCACAUCUGUUCAGGCUGAAACUGAGUCUUUUGUAACAUAUGCAACUAAAAAGAAAACUUUAUUUUUACAAAACUCAGAUCUCAGGUAAAUGAGCUUUAGGAUUGUAGUAGAUGAUAAGUAGUUAAAAUGUGUGCCUACCAUACCCAUAUUCAACAGUACUUGAGAAUGCAAUAAAAAGUGUUAUUACUCCAUUUCUCUUUGCUAACUAUAUCAUGGCCAUAGAUAUGUAUAUUUGGGAGAUUUACAAUGAUUUACAAAGAAGAAGGUGAUUUUAGGUAUUUGUUUCAAGGAAGUAUAUAUAUUAUCCUUAUGGAUGCAGUGGGAGUUACCUAUAUAGUUAAUAACAGAGCUGCUAAAAAAUGGAAAAUAUUUCAUGAUUUUUUUUUCUUCAGAUUGUCCAACCAACUCUAGAUUAUAGAGAAUGUUAACCAAUUGCGGCCAAAUCUUACAGUCCUUAUUGAAUCCUUACUGAGAGCUCAAACCUACAAACAUUUACUACCAUAGAGUAGCUGUGACUAGUGGGCAGAGUGCUUACUACCAUGAGUACUGAUGUCUAUGGAGACUAUUCACAAUGGUAAAUACUAUACAUGGUAGUUAGUUCUGGAAAAUAGGGCUCUAUGUCAAGGAACUAUUGACUUCAAUGGAAGUUUUGCCCAAGAAGAAACUGCAGGAUUUGGUCAUUAGGGGUAAAUUGUUAAAAUGGGCACCUUAGUUGUGCUUGCAAAAGGAUAAUUGUAAACGUAAAGUAUUCAUUUUGCACGUACAAUUGUAGUCACCUUCCGAAUAUAUGGAAACUCUGUAAAGUAAAUGACUAAAUCUAAAAGCACAAAAAUGUUGUGUUUGGCACUUUUUUUUAAAUCAAAUUGAUACUUUCUAUUUUUUUAAAAGAAAUCAUAUCAUCUGACACUACUGAACUUCUUAAAUGUUAGUGUCCAGAAAAGAAUCUGAGAUUAAACAUGGCGAUUUACCUCUAGUUUUUCUAUUAAUUUUGAGAAUUCCAAUCUACAAUUAUUUUUUAAUAAUACAAAGGAACAAAAAGGCCCCCAAAAUACAUAUAGGUCUAAAUUUUUCAAAAUCAGUACCUAAAUUGCACAUGCAGAUUAUGCAAAUAUGCAUGUAAACUGCAAUGAGAAACUGGAAAUUGAAUGCACAGUUAUCCAUUUUGCAUGCACAACUAAAGAACACAUUGUUAAAAAUAUUAGCCGUUGUUCAUGCCUUUUAAUUUUUUUCUGUGAAAAAUGUUUUUCAUUACAAGUAUAACUUGUAUAUUGUAUUUUUUAAAAUGAGAAAUGCAAAAUGCUGGCUGUGGAGAGAAUGGCUAAAAUAUAGGGCCCUGAUUUAGCAAAGCAUUUAAGCACAUGCUUAAGUCUCAUUGGCCCUGAUUCUCCUCUCCAUCAAAGCACACCUCAGACAGAGGACAAUGACAGAUGCAGAAAGCUCCCUGAUCUAUGGCCACUUAGCCAGGGCAGAAGACAGAGUAGGACCCCUGCUGCUCUAGCUUCUGCCACUGAUUGAUGUAAGCUCUGUAAAUGGAGCUUACACCUGCAGAGAAUCAGGUGUAGUGGAGUUCAGCUCCACCAUUCCCCCUCUCGGUCCACCAGCUUAUCCCAGCAAGCCCCCUUCUUGUACUUAUGCCAGAGAGACAGAUGGUUUAGGAGGUAUCUAUACCACCUCUACCAGAUUUACCUCAAUAGAGAUUCCUUGUACGCAGGAAGACUCUCUGGUUGGUUUAAAUUCACUCUGCCCAUGGUGCACUUAAUGGAUGAAAGAAUCCUGCCCACUGAUUUUCAUGGCAUUUGAGCACACUUAAAUGCUUUACUGAAUUGGGGCCUCAGUGAGGGGCAGAGGGGAAUGUCCAGAAAUCCAGUCUCAGAUUCACCUGUUACUGUCAUGGAUAAAACAUUAUUUUUUUAAAAUAAAUAGAGAACGUCUGAGAGUUGAUGAGCGCCUCAGACUCCUACCGAUGUUAGUGGAGUUACAGAUGAUCAGUAGCUUCAAAAGGCCCAGAGUUUGCAGUGCCAUUGGCCACGGUGAUUCCACAUUUUACUUAGAAUUAUUAAUUAGCUGACAGUUCUUAGAGGUAAAUCCUGUACUAGAUUUUGACCUUCCCUUCUGUCUUUCCUUGCUUGCUAGCUAAAGCUCUCUUUUGUAGGCAUAUUCCUUACUGUAGACUUUCCAUUCUAAGGUUUAAAUCAGGAGUUCUCAAACUGGGCGCGGGACCCCUCAGGGGUUUGUGAGGUUAUUACAUGAGGGGUUGAGAGCUGUGAGUCUCCACCCUAAACCACGCUUUGCCUCCAGCAUUUAUAAUGGUGUGAAAUAUAUAUAAAAGUGUUUUUAAUUUAUAAGGGGGGGGCGCACUCAGGGGCUUGCUAUGUGAAAGGGGUCGCCAGUGCAAAAGUUUGAGAACCACUGGUUUAAAUUAAUAGUGUGUAUAUAAUAUGGAGGACGAAUCUUUACAUGUUUAAUUAGGGUUCUUUUUUCCUUAAAUAAAAUAAGGUUGGUAACUACUCUUUAACCAGCAGUUAUAAAAUUAGUAUUUUUAACACAGUAAGAUGUGAAAGGUUACAAUCCAUUUCACAUGCUUUGGGUUGUUUUUAAAAAUCGGUUCAGGUUUUAGAUUAUUUUGGAGGCCAGUUUCUGAAAGCAGAGGCAGUAUUUAAAUAUGAACAAAGAUUACAAGUUAUAAAUGUUGAGAACAGGUUUUUCCUAUCCUGAAUGUCAUAACCUGUGCUGGCAUUUUUUCCAUGUUAGUAUCCUAGUGAAUGUUGGUGGAGAUUGCAGAAGAGAGUAAGGAGAAACCGCGUGUGUCUCUGAUACACCAAAGGAUACUUUUUGUGGCCUCGUACUUUUGUGUCCCUAGUGUAUUCAGGAUGAAAAAUAGUUUGUUUUACAAACACAUAAUCUAAUCAUCUUAAUUACAGGAUAGUCAUUUGUAAAUUUACUUUAAAAUGUACUUUUAAACCUUUUAGGGGUUGAAGAUGCUUGUUUCAUUUCCACCCAGAACAUUAUAUAAAUGUAUUCAGCUUUUUUUCAAGUUGUCAGAAUGUGGCUGCAAUUGGAUCUAUGCAGGCAGAUCCUGCACCUUUGCAGAGCCUUAUUGAAAUCAUGGGUUUGCCUGCAUGAAUCAGGCCUAAGUGUUUUUCCAAUUGUUGAAAAAAAAUUCAAAAAUGCUUCUUUUGUGCUUGGAUAACUCAAAAACAACUGUUUUAAAUCUCUAGUCUUUAUAGAAUUUAAUUUGAAAUGAAAACUAGUGCCUUUGCCAUAUAGAAAUAAUUUGGGUUUGAAAAAAACAAAAUUAUGGGCAUUUUAAAACACUAUAUGGCAUGUGCAUAGAACACUCAGUUCUAUCUGUAGAAACAUAAAGGAAGCUAGCAUGUGUAAAACGUCUGCAAUUAUGAAUAUCUUAGACCACGCGUGUGUAACUGGAUGACCAAAAUGGGUGAAGAUAUCUUUAUUUACACUGCAAAUGUGUACAUGCUCUGAAUAGAUGGUAUCUUUUAUUCAAGGCACUGGUGCUCAGCAUCCUAUUCCUUUACUUUUCAGUCUGUCACCUGCACAAUGGUUUAGAACAUUUUAAAUGUACUGUUAUGGUAUAAUAAUCUGAAAUAAUAAUGUAGAACUCGUGUAUAAUUGCAUUCUGGUAUGAACAAACAAACUAUGGGAAUAACAGUAAACUGCAGAUAAAGUAAAGUCUUCCAUUACAUGAUCACACAGCAUAGGGAAAUGUGCUAUACUGUUCACCAAAUACUCAGUAACAUAGAAAGGAACUUCAUCUUUGUCUAUAACAUGUAGCACAUAUAACAAUAGCACUAUGUAUUUCUGUCAUGUGGCAUACUUCAGUGCAUGCCCUAAUGUACAGCUUUUACACAUCCCCAGGUUUUGGUCUGUAACAUGUUACAGACACCACAGUUUGCAUGCACCAGUAACCUCAAGACUCUAAUACACUACAACCUAUUGAAUUGGUUACAUAUUUUAAAUUGUCUGUUGCCGUUGUUCUUAUAAGGAGGUGGGGCAGAAAAGCAAAUAAAUGCUCAAGUUUUCAAUAAUAUAUCCCUUAAAAUCAUCCCAUCCCAGUCCACUGCAGUCAAGGAAUUGUACCUGUUUACAACAGAGCCUUUAGCCCUAGAAAUACUACCGAGGUAAAACAUUCAUGAUGCUACAUAGGGAGUGUCUCUUAUUGCUCAACAAUGACUUCGGAUUUAGAGUGUGCAGUGCCCAGUUGACUGUCCACUUCUUAGGAGAGGCAACUAACAGUUUGAUAAGAUCAAGAUCAUCAUUAACAGAAACAUAUAUCAGCAGCUGUUACAAAAAUAUUGUUCACUUAUUUUCCUGCACUCUGUCAGUGUUGUAUAUAAUACUUAAUGGGGUAAUAUAAACCCAGUUGGUAACUCUCAGUUUGAAAUUAUUUUUAAAUGUUUUUGUAACAAUCUAUUUUUCAAUGAGAAAAGGAUUAUAAUCUGCAUUAAACAUAUGGUAGACAGAAAUUGAGAGAUGGGGUCUGCAUUUCUCUGCUUUAGGAACUCUACAUGCAAAAACAUGGAAAUCUAGACAUACACACGGUUAAGUGGUUAUGGGUUUGGUGUGGGUUGUUUGUCUGUGAAUGGCUUUACUGGCAGCCAAAUAUCAUAGAAAAAUUCAAAGAAAGGGAUUAGUUAUUGGAAAGAAGAUAGCACACAGGCUUGGACAAAUAUUUAUAAGGGCUGUAGACAGAUCCUCAUGCUUCAAGGUACAAGAUGAUGACCAUGCUGAAUGCUAAAAAAGUCAGAAUAAAAAAGUACAUAGUAUUGAACUGCACAGAGUGAAUUUAGGGGGAAGAGUUUACACUUUCCUCCUCUAAAACCUCUAGUAUUGUCCACCAUCAUAGACAAGAUAUCACAGCAUCUGGACCACUGGUGUGUUCUUAUUUGAGUGAGGAAAACACUGAAUUGUGAAUCCCUCUCUGAGUAGCACUUGAGCUCUGGUGCUUCCAGCAGUACAGACAAAAGCCGUAACCGUACCAUUGUCUCUUCUAAAUAAUCAAAGGUGUUAAAUAAACCCCAAUCGCUGAGGGUAAAAUUUUCAAAAGUGCCUUAAUGACUCAGGAGUCUAGUCCCAGGGACUUUCAAUAGGACUUAGGCACCUAAUUGACAUAGGCACUUUUGAACAUUUUAACCUGAGUGUUUAUCUAUCUCUUGUUUGUUUAACACAAAAAAGUGCAUCAGAAAGUGAGCAAGGUUUGACAGAGAAUAAAACAAAGCAUAUUUUCAAGGAUCGAUUCUGUAGCGAGCACUGACCCAAAGAUCUAAAGAAAUCUGUUUCACUCAUACAUCAACAUCUUUUACUAUUACAGAAUUCAGGACACAUCAGUUAUCCUCUGAUAGUAAAAAGGUAGGGAGAAGGGGAAGUAAUCAGUAUUGUGUAUUGGCCUCUAGCCCUCCAUCUCUAGAAUUUCCAACAAUGUGGUGGUAUAUUAGUUCUGUGCUUCUUAAUCUUAUGUGCUUUUAAAAUAAUAUUAAAGAUUUAAGAUAAGUAUAUCUCUGUGCUCCCCAUCAUAUAGCUAUUGAUAAUGCUAAUAUAUUCCUUACUGCCUGAAAUACCGAUGCUGCUCUGGCAUGUCAGAAAUCCCAUUUCUGGAACUCUGCAUCUCCUUGAAUUACUUCCUGAAGUCAGGACACUUUGAACAGUUUAAAAUCAUUUUUCAAAGAACUAAAAUUCAAUCAGAAGAUCAUGUGUCCCUUUUAACUUUUAAGCAAUGUAGUGAAGAGCUACCAUCCAUCUCUGUCAAAUGUAACAAAAUGUAUCUUGGAUAUAUUCCCCUUUUUUUUCCAAACAUUAUAUAUCUGUAUAUAUGCAUUGUGUGUGUGAGAGAGAGAGAGGGAGACGAUGUGAAGUCUGUUGUUGCUACUGGAAAUUGAGACAGUGGUCUUUCUAAGUACUGUAGUAUCAAUGGUCACUUAUAAAUCAUUAAUUUGGAAGACAUAAUAUGAACACUUACAUGCUAAUUUUCAAAUUAAUUCAGGUAUGAUUUUGAAUGCUGUCAAGAACAAACUGGUAGUAGAAAUAUCAAAUUCAACCCCUUUUGUUUGUCCAUUAGAAUAAGUAACACAUUGUUCUCCUAUAAUACAGCUAUUCUGUAGUGCCUAGUGUUGCUCAUGUUACUUCCUUGUUAAGCAGCAUCAACAGAUUAUGCAGGAGUGCCUCAGUUUAAAAACCAUGGUCCAAACUCACCCCUGGUAUAAAUGGGCCCAACUCCACUGAUGUCAAUGGAGUUGAGCCCCCAGCAGUGAAUUUAACCCUUACUCUCCAAAGCCAUAAAAAUAAGAAAUAAGCUUAACAGCUAUUGAUAUUUAGCUAGCAGACAGUAUUGUACAUAAAUACUUACAUUUCCUCUGUCCAGUACAAAUAAUGGUCAGGCUCUUGGGAGGUGCUGAGUGCUCCUAAAUGCUUGUUUCAGAUGCUCAACACUUUUCAGGAUCAUUCCCAAAGCUCCAGACAGUUGUUAAUAAAUACAACAAUGAAAUUGUUUUCUAAUAUUUUUAUGAUCGUUUGGAAACGUCGGCCCAGAUCCCCAAGGACAUUUAAUGGAAGCUAGAAGCUUAAAUAUUUUUGUGGAUCUGGGCCCUAUUGCCUGCCUUGCAACUAGUGUAAUUAUGGACACUUGUGCAAAGUGGAUGAAAAAUGCUACUAGAUUAGGCAGUAUUUUGCACCCACUUUGCCUGGACAGAAUAAUUACAAGACGUGCAAAUGCACUCUAACUACAAAUAUUUUGGAAAUUACCACACUUUGCUGCAGAUUAUUUGAGCUGCACUGUAUUCCUGUACUGCUUAAUCUAUUCAUAAGCUCGUAGGGGGGGAAAUAUGAGUGAAUCAUGGAACCCAACAAAAAAAUUAAUCAUAAAAAGGCUGGAUAACAUAUUCACCACUAUAAACACAUCCAUAUUUUAACAUAAUCUUAGCUGUUCUAUUGUUAAAUUCUCACUACCAAAAAGAUGUUUUAUAGACUAUAGCCAUAUCUGGAUUGCUCUUACUGUUCUUAGUUUUGACUAAAGACAUGUCUUCAUAAAUAUAACAGUGCUCAUCUUUUCACUUUGUAGUUAUAGCUAUUUUUAAAUCAUAGGAAGAAAUGGUUAGUGUAUUAAAAACACAAGUAGGAACUGCAAAUCAAGGGCCAAAUUAAUGCCUGAUGUAAGCAGUGCACUUUCCAUUGGUUUCAUGGGGAGCUCCCCCUACUUAUGCCAGUAUUGAAUUGAGGCCACUGUUUAAAAUAGGAAAAUGGAUUUUGCUUUGAAAAUAUGUUUAUAAAAAAUUCAGAAAUGUCCACGUAUUAUUUUUUUCUUUUCUAAUGUUAUGCUCUAUAUAUCAGAUGGUAUCUUUUGUUUUGUACUAUACCAUAUAUAACUAUAAUUUUUAAUUUAAAUGUUGUUUGUUUGUUUUUGUAAUAAAUGUUAAAAACUAAUUGUCACAAAACUUACUGAAUUGACCAAUGUGAAUAUUAGAACUACUCCAAGGAGUGGCAAAACUGUCUGCUUUUUUGGGUUAAAAUAUAUAUAUAUAAAAGCAAAUUAAGUCUGUGUUGCAUGUUCAGUUUGUAAAUAUAUUUUUCUUUUGUACAAAUUUUUUCUUCUCACAUUAAUAAAUGUCCCAUCUGUCAACACA
This is a messenger RNA of Mauremys reevesii (Reeves's turtle), 9066 nucleotides long. It is a transcript of the gene IMPA2, whose product is annotated as inositol monophosphatase 2. Gene Ontology annotation, molecular function: inositol monophosphate 1-phosphatase activity. The coding region runs from base 267 to 1139 and encodes 290 amino acids. Lineage: Eukaryota; Metazoa; Chordata; Testudines; Geoemydidae. Gene Ontology annotation, biological process: signal transduction; inositol metabolic process; phosphatidylinositol phosphate biosynthetic process. The record is from RefSeq and is a predicted model, not a curated record. The transcript is spliced from 8 exons.